This is a messenger RNA of Trichoderma asperellum CBS 433.97, 1677 nucleotides long. RefSeq lists its product as uncharacterized. The record is from RefSeq and is a predicted model, not a curated record. NCBI's taxonomy places the organism in Eukaryota, Fungi, Ascomycota, Sordariomycetes, Hypocreales, Hypocreaceae.
AUGUCUUUAAAGACUCUUCCCGUUGUCCAAGUAAUGGAGUUACCCACUGGAUCACCAGAAUACGAAGCCUCGCGAAGAAAUUUGCUUGAAGAAUUUGCUACCAGGGUGCCAGAGGAACUUCGACUCUCUCCAGAUCUCAUCAAUAAUGCCCCCAGGAAUGUCACGGACAUUCCUCGAAAAUGUGGUCUUUUAUCCCCCGAAGAAAUUGAUAUCACUGAAAAUUACGAUGCCACUGCACUAGCAGUACUCAUUAGAGAAAAAAAGGUGACCUCGGUGGCGGUUGCAACAGCAUUCGCUAAGAGGGCAAUUAUAGCACAUCAGCUGACUUCUUGCCUUACGGAAUGGUUCAUGGACGAGGCUAUUGAGCGAGCUAAAUACUUGGAUGAGUAUUUGCAAUCUACAGGAAAGACAGUUGGACCUCUCCAUGGAGUCCCCAUCAGUGUCAAAGACCUCUUUCCUGUAGCCGGACAUUGGUCAGGUCUAGGCUUCCUCGUGGCAAGAUUUAAAGAAAAGGAAGACUGCCAGAUAGUAUCCAUACUGCGAGCCGCCGGAGCCGUUUUCUAUUGCAAGACCAACCAACCCCAAGCAAUAAUGCAUAUUGAGAGCACUUCUUUCUUUGGGCGCACUUUGAACCCUCAUAAUACUGGUUUAUCGUCGGGAGGGUCUACCGGAGGAGAGGCUGCUUUACUGGCUAUGCGAGGAUCCGUCCUUGGCCUUGGAACUGAUAUUGGUGGAAGCAUUCGAGUCCCCUCUAGUUUCUGUGGCAUCUAUGGCUUCAAACCAACCUCGUAUACUCUUCCAAGGAAGGAUAUCCUGCCAAUGGGGGCAUUGGCGGAGCUCAGUAUUCUGGCUUCAAUAGGCCCAAUGUGCACUACUUUGAGAGACUUGGAUCUCCUUACUUCAGUUACCCUGGCAUCUAAACCACAUUUAUUAGAUCCAAGGCUAGUUCCCAUCCCAUGGACAGGUCUUAACACAGCACCAAAGCCUUCGCCGUUGAAGAUUGGUAUCAUGAUGACUGAUGGUCUUAUUAUUCCACAACCGCCAGUCACCCGAGCUUUAAAUUGGGUGGUGGAGAAAUUAAAGGCAUCGAACGCCUUUUCAGUCAAAACUUUCGAACCAUACGAAGUAUCUACAGCUCUGAAGAACAUACAUCAAGCGUUUUGGCCAGAUGGCGGCAAAGGCGUAAGAGAGCUCCUAGCUGCCUCAGGCGAACCGAUGCUUCCCUUGACUCAAUGGGAGUUAAAAGACACUGAUGGAUUAGAACUCAAGCCAUGGGAAAUUCUGCAACAACAUGUAGCACGCGAUAAUUUUAGGUGUGACUUUGCUCGUCAUUGGGAAUCUCAGGAUGUUGAUAUCAUUAUCUGUCCCGCCUCUGUUGGUCCGGCAGGGGAGCACGAGACAGGCUUUUAUUGGAACUACACUUCUUUCUGGAAUUAUGUCGAUUGCCCUGGCGUUGUUUUCCCUACACCUAUCAAAGCUAGAGCGAAAGGAGCUGAAGGAUACGCAGCUGAUACUCCCCCACCACUCAAUGAACAGGACAAACAUGUGCGAAAGAUGUGGGAAGAGGGUGAUUUUGAAGGGGCUCCUAUUGGCCUGCAGAUAGUGGCGAGAAAGCAUCAUGAUAAUGAUCUAUUUGGGGCCUUGGAAAAACUGCAGUAUGUUUUGGAGUUGCAAUAA